Elephantulus edwardii (Cape elephant shrew) is the source of this 1617-nucleotide messenger RNA. RefSeq names its product nuclear RNA export factor 2B (gene NXF2B). Lineage: Eukaryota; Metazoa; Chordata; Mammalia; Macroscelidea; Macroscelididae. Gene Ontology annotation, cellular component: cytoplasm; nucleus. The transcript is spliced from 20 exons. The record is from RefSeq and is a predicted model, not a curated record. Gene Ontology annotation, molecular function: RNA binding; protein binding. The coding region runs from base 73 to 1617 and encodes 514 amino acids. Gene Ontology annotation, biological process: poly(A)+ mRNA export from nucleus.
AGAGUGAGAUGGCAUAAUGGAGAUCAUAUCCAUAUUACUUUCUGGAAAGAUAAAAGAUCAUCAGAGGGAGAAAUGGAGAGCAAAAUGGAGCAGAAUUGCCAGGAUGAAUCUUCCAAAAGCUGGUUCAAGAUCACAAUUCCUUGUGGGAGAAAGUAUGACAAGACUUGGUUACUGAAUUCCAUACAGAGCCAUUGUAAUGUUCCCUUUACUCCAGUUGACUUCCACUAUAUAAAAAUGCAAGCCCAGUUCUUUGUCCAGGAUGUUAACACUGCUUCUGCAUUGAAGGAUGUCAACUACAAAAUCCAUGAUGAAGAGAAUCAAAAGAUAUCUAUUUUUGUCAAUCAUUCUAUUGUGCCUCAUUCUGUACAGAAUAAGUUCAGUACAAAACAAAUGAAGACAUUAAAGCUGUCCAUGGACAAACGCUAUGAUGUCAUCCAGCAAGCUCUUGAUCUCCAGAGUUUUCGUUUUGACCCAGACUUGGUAGACAAUGAUAUUGACAUGAUCCUGAAUAGAAGAAACUGCAUGGCUGCCACCCUGGAGAUCAUUGGAGAGAAUUUUCCCGAGCUUUUAUCCUUGAACUUGCGCAGCAACAAACUGUAUCAGCUAGAUGGCCUGUCUGACAUUUUACAGAAGGCCCCCAAGAUAAAAAGCCUUGAUCUUUCAAAAAAUAAGCUAAAGUCAGCCUGGGAGUUGGACAAGAUAAAAGAACUGAAGCUUGAAGAACUGUGGCUUCAAGGAAACCCAUUGUGUAACAAUCACUCAAGUCAUUCCAGCUAUGUGAGUGCCAUCCGAAAUUGUUUUCCGAAGUUACUGUUCUUGGAUGGUCAUAAGUUAGUCCCACAAGUUAAUGUUGAAACUAAAGCCCCUGAAGUAAUGAAACCCAGCCAGGAAACCUAUAAAGGAUCUGAGGCCCUGAAGAAUUUAAUCUUGCAAUUCCUGCGGCAGUACUAUUGGGUUUAUGACUUUGGGGACCGUCAUGAUCUCCUGAAUGCUUACCACAAUGAGGCUUGCUUCUCGCUGACCAUUCCUUUCAACCCUGAGGACCCUGCCCCAAGCAACAUGAUCAAGUACGCCAAGAGUAGUAGGAAUAUGAAGAAACGCAAGGAUCCUGUCCUUUUGGUUCGGUUGCUGAGACACACAAAACAUGACAUUGUUGACUCCCUCAGUGUCCUGCCAAAAACCCAGCAUGACAUUACCUCCUUUGUAAUGGACAUGUGUGUGCAGACGGAAACAAUGAUCUGUUUUACUGUCAAUGGAUUGUUCAAGGAGGUGGAAGAAAUGUCUCACGCUCCUGUUCGUGCCUUCACCCGGGUCUUCAUUGCCAUUCCUGCCACGAACUCCAGCAUUUGUAUCGUGAAUGACCAGCUGUUUAUGAGAGAGGUUAAUCUCAAAGAGACCACUCCAGUACCCACUCCUUCCUCCAAUUUUGUGACCAGCAUCUCCAAGGAGCAUCAGGAAAUGGUACAGAUGUUCUCCAUCCAGUCUGGGAUGAAACCAGAGUGGUCUCUAAAGUGCCUUGAUGACAAUGCAUGGGACUAUGCCAGAGCUGGACAGAUCUUCACUAUACUCAAGGUCGAGGGAAAGAUCCCAGAAGAGGCUUUCAAGCAAAACCCCUAA